UAAAAUUGAAAGUGGUGUAAUUUGGUACAUUAUCCAUUCUAACAAUAGGGACACACUGGUCUGUAUUUUGGUUUUUUGUUCGUCCAUUUUUCCAAAAAACGUGUAAAUAAGGGAAAAUAAAAGUAAACAAAUCAAAAUGCCAACUGAAAUCGAGAAUAUAAACCCCAAUGUCUAUGACAAGAUCAAGGAACGAGUUUUGACGGCCAACGAUGAGGACGAAAAUGUAGCUGAUCCCUUUGACAAGCGAGAGAUUUUCGAUCUCAUAAAGAAUAUCAAUGACCCUGAGCAUCCGUUGACCUUGGAGGAACUGCAUGUGGUGCAGGAGGACCUAAUCCGCAUUAGCGAUGCCCAGAAUUCCGUGCACAUCAGCUUCACCCCAACGAUUCCGCAUUGCUCGAUGGCCACUUUGAUUGGCCUGUCCAUCCGGGUGAAGUUGCUCCGUUCGCUGCCACCCCGCUUCAAGGUCACCGUGGAGAUUACACCCGGAACCCACGCCUCCGAGCAGGCGGUCAAUAAGCAACUGGCGGAUAAGGAAAGAGUGGCAGCCGCAUUGGAGAACAAGCACCUCGCCGAGGUAAUCAACCAGUGCAUCUCCGCCAGGGGCUAAUUGAUUAAUUUUAUCCUACUUGUGGAUAUAUGUAUAACUAUGCUGUGGGCUUAGUAAUAAUAAUAAUGAUUUAUAGAAGUUUACAUUAAUAAUGUUACCCUUUUCCGCACUCUUUAAAGGGCGGCUGAUUGCUUCCAUGUACCUACAUAUAAUAAUGACAACUUUACUAUGUCUGUUCUACAUCUUUUUAAACGUUCUAUUUUAAUCUUUAAAUAAUAGGAAAAAGCGCAAUGAUAAUUGAUAGCCCGGUUCCACCCAUCAUUUGGUUUAGUAGUAAUAAUAACGAAUUUACCCUCGAAACAAUGGGGAUUCCCUUAUUAAAAAGCUUUUGGAGCUAUAUUUAGAUAUGUUUCGUUGUAUCUGGUAUAAUAAAGCAAGAAAAUAACUGAGAAAA
Molecule: messenger RNA, 1001 nt
Organism: Drosophila suzukii
Lineage: Eukaryota; Metazoa; Arthropoda; Insecta; Diptera; Drosophilidae
Gene: galla-2
Product: MIP18 family protein galla-2
Biological process (GO): iron-sulfur cluster assembly
Cellular component (GO): cytosolic [4Fe-4S] assembly targeting complex
Source: RefSeq, a predicted model, not a curated record